This is a messenger RNA of Morone saxatilis (striped sea-bass), 467 nucleotides long. Its product is annotated as hepatocyte cell adhesion molecule-like. Lineage: Eukaryota; Metazoa; Chordata; Actinopteri; Moronidae. The record is from RefSeq and is a predicted model, not a curated record.
UGAAGAGAUACUGCGGAAACACUCUGCAGUAUCACAGCUUCUGUAAUCACAUACUGACAGAGGACACAUGCUUGCAUUCAACAUGGAUCUUCAGUUUAGACGAAAACAACUCACUGUCUAUUUUACAAUAGUUCUGUUGGGAUGCGUGUGGGCCGAUGAAGAAAAGGAAGCUGUGAAAGCUAGAGAGGGAGCAUUUGUCACCCUAAAGACAGGAGAAACCACACGUCACAGUAAUGCUCAGGUGGUGUGGACUUUUGGACCCGAGGAGCCAAACGUGCGUAUCGCCUAUGCGAAGGAGAGGGAAGUAAAGGACGACUACGAUGAGCACUUCAGAGACAGACUGCAGCUGGACGAACAGACUGGAUCUCUGACCAUCACACAGCUGAGAAUCAAUGACUCCGGUGUUUAUAUGUUUCAGUCCAUCAGCAACAACAUCUUAUCUCAGAGGUUCCAUCUUAAAGUCUACA